This is a messenger RNA of Drosophila novamexicana, 747 nucleotides long. RefSeq names its product protein NDUFAF4 homolog. Gene Ontology annotation, cellular component: mitochondrion. NCBI's taxonomy places the organism in Eukaryota, Metazoa, Arthropoda, Insecta, Diptera, Drosophilidae. Gene Ontology annotation, biological process: mitochondrial respiratory chain complex I assembly. The coding region runs from base 81 to 689 and encodes 202 amino acids. The record is from RefSeq and is a predicted model, not a curated record. The transcript is spliced from 4 exons.
AGUUUUACAGCUGCUUGAGCUUUGGGCAGAUAAACCAAUAAAUUUAAUUUAAUUGUUAAUUAAAAUUAAACUAUUUCGAAAUGGGCAAGGCCAUGUCUAUGGUGGCACGCAAAGCUAAUCGUUUUAAUGUAGAGAAUCGCGCACAUCGCGUGCUAGAACGCGAAAAGCCGACGCCGGCACCAAAAUAUGAGUCCAAUUUGCGCGACAUGGAAAGAACAUUGGAAUUGGAUCCCAAAUUUGUGGACAAACUCAACAUAAAGGACGCUGGCUUGGACACACGACUAAAAGAUGUUUAUGUAACAUCGCAGGAUCAAUUUAUUCAACGCGUUUUGGACCGUCAAGAAGCUACUACCAAAGAAGAACGACCGCUGCCUUUGGAGCGCACCACACCUGAGGAUUUUGAGUAUGGUUAUAUGGAACCAACACGCACCUCACAAGGCCGAUGCACUCUGCGGCAGGCACUGCAGUUCAUCAACGAUCAUCAGCUAGAUCCCGAAGAGUGGACAGCUAAGAAAAUAGCGAAUGAAUACAAAAUAAAGGAGUCGCACGUCGAUAAUAUACUUUACUAUUUCAAGACGUUCAGCGUCUAUAUUCCUGAUCAGAAAUACAAGGACAAAAUGUUGACGCAAUCUAAACCAAAACUUAUACAGGAUAAGCCAAGUAUAGUGGACAAUGAUAGUAAAACUUAGUUAGAAUGCAUAUUCGAUAGAAUCGAUUGUCGUAAUAGUUAAAAUACUUGUUAUUAAU